AUGGAGGAAGAUCGCGCGCAAGUUGAUCUUGGGGCUGCUGUAGACGUCGAGGAAAAGUUGGACGAAGCUGCAGCACAAAGGCAGCCAAAGAAGCGCUUUGUUGGACGGAGGCAAGCUGCAGAAGCCGCUUCCAAGAAUGGACCAAACUCUUCUGUGGAAGAUAGUGGCGCAAUUCAAGUUUCGACACCGAGGAGAACCCCGCGGACUCUAAAUCAAGUCCCUCUUGAAAUCCUCAACGAUUCGGACCUCAACGCUGCCAUUGCUUUGCUUCCGCCGAAUUACUCUUUCGAGAUCCACAAGACGAUCCAUCGAAUACGAACAAAUGGCUCGAAGAAAGUCGCCCUUCAGAUGCCAGAGGGCCUUCUUCUUUUCGCGACGACCAUAUCCGAUAUCAUUACACAAUUUUGCCCUGGUGUCGAAACACUCAUUAUGGGAGAUGUCACAUACGGUGCAUGCUGCAUAGAUGAUUACACGGCACGGGCUCUUGGAUGCGAUCUCCUGGUGCAUUAUGCACAUUCCUGCCUGAUACCGGUGGAUGUUACAAAGAUUAAGACACUAUACGUGUUCGUGGAUAUCAGUAUUGAUACGACGCACCUGCUAGCCACACUAGAGAAGAACUUCCCUUCCGGAAAGACAAUGGCUGUAGUUGGAACUAUUCAGUUUAAUGCUACUCUACACGGUAUUCGAGCACCCCUUGAGAAGGCUGGGUACAAUAUCUUAGUUCCUCAAAUCACGCCGUUGAGCAAGGGAGAAAUUCUAGGAUGCACUUCACCACGAUUAUCGACCGAGGGCGUUGAUAUGAUUCUAUAUCUUGGAGACGGGAGGUUUCACCUGGAGAGCGCUAUGAUCCAUAACCCCUCUAUUCCAGCAUACCGCUACGACCCAUAUUCUCGAAAGCUUACGCGAGAGACAUAUGACCAUAAGGAAAUGCAUACCUUGCGAAGAGAAGCCAUCACAUCGGCGAAAUCAGCAAAGAAAUGGGGUCUGAUUUUGGGAUCCCUUGGCCGGCAGGGUAAUCCGCACACCAUGGCUAUGAUAGAGGAGAAACUCGAGGCCCAAGGAAUUCCAUAUAUCAAUUUAUUACUAAGUGAGAUAUUUCCUGGAAAGCUGGCAAUGAUGGAUGAUGUCGAGUGCUGGGUUCAGGUGGCUUGUCCUCGAUUGAGUAUUGACUGGGGUUAUGCCUUCCCUCGCCCGUUGCUAACACCAUAUGAAGCACUGAUUGUGCUGGGGGCAAAGGAGGACUGGGGAAAGGCAAACGGUGGCGUCUACCCUAUGGAUUAUUAUGGAAAAGAAGGUCUUGGGAGGGCAAAAUCAAUGAAUACGAUUCCUGUCAAGAGCUGA
Molecule: messenger RNA, 1341 nt
Organism: Venustampulla echinocandica
Lineage: Eukaryota; Fungi; Ascomycota; Leotiomycetes; Helotiales; Pleuroascaceae
Exons: 2
Coding region: 1-1341 (446 amino acids)
Biological process (GO): protein histidyl modification to diphthamide
Molecular function (GO): 2-(3-amino-3-carboxypropyl)histidine synthase activity
Source: RefSeq, a predicted model, not a curated record